Messenger RNA from Megachile rotundata (alfalfa leafcutting bee), 3393 nucleotides. RefSeq lists its product as uncharacterized. Gene Ontology annotation, biological process: DNA integration. Lineage: Eukaryota; Metazoa; Arthropoda; Insecta; Hymenoptera; Megachilidae. The record is from RefSeq and is a predicted model, not a curated record. Gene Ontology annotation, molecular function: nucleic acid binding.
AUGCAUUUAAAAUCUUCAUUUGAAUUAUCGGCUAUGUCAAAAAAAUGUCCUGUGGCACUACGAUCAUUGAUCACGGCCACGGAAAAGCAUACAAAUGCAUUAAAGGCGUUGAAGAUUCCAGUAGAUUCUUGGAAUGAAAUUUUAAUUUAUGUAGUUUCAACUAAAUUAGAUAAAGUCAUGCGUCGUCAUUGGGAUUGUAGUCUCGAUGAUGAUACUAUGCCAACUUUGAAGGAAUUUUUAGAAUUUUUAUCAAAAUUUGCUCGCGAUGAUGCAAUAGUCGAUACAAGCCCACGCGAGAUCUCAAAACCACAAAUUACGUCCUUUAAUCGUCAAGUUCCAAAACGUGUUAAAAAGCGUCAAACAUACGUUUCGACACAAUCGAAAAUUAUAUGUGCACUUUGCAAAAGGGAUCACUACAUUCAAACAUGUGAUCAAUUCUUAAAACUUUCCGUUGAGGAUAGGAUUCAAGCUGUUCUAGCAGCUAAGUUGUGUAUUAACUGUUUACGGCCUGGUCAUGCGUAUAACAAUUGCUUUUUUAGUAAAUGCAAGAAGUGUCAUGGCAAGCAUAACACUUUGUUGCAUCGUGAUCUAGUGUCAAACAAAGAGUCUGUAACAAUAGAUUCGUUCUCGUCAACAGUAGUACCGUCAACAUCAAAAUCGCCAGAAUCUACACCGGUAUCACUAUCCGCACGCGUGCCAUCCGAGGUCUUAUUAUCAACUACACUGAUUUCAAUUCGCGCUUAUCAAGGAAAAUAUCAACAGUGCAGAGUUUUACUUGAUUCUGCUUCACAGAUUAAUCUCAUAACCGUAGAGCUCGCAUCUCGAUUAAAUUUACACAAAACCAAAGUAGAUAUUCCAUUGUCCGGUGUUGAAAAUAUAUCAACCCGAAUAAAAUAUUGCAUAAGGACCAAUAUUCGAUCAAAAAAUUCCAACUAUAGUUCUAAUUUAUCUUUUUAUACUAUUCCACAAAUUUCUUCAUAUUUGCCAUCUCAACGAAUUGAUCAUUCACAUUUUAAAAUACCUCACAACAUUCCACUAGCUUAUCCAAAUUAUCAAAUUCCGGCUAAAAUCGACGUUCUGUUAGGAGCAGAGGUGUUUUACAAGCUAUUAUGCGUAGGUCAAAUUCGUUUGGCAUCUUCCUCAUUAACAUUACAAAAAACUGUACUAGAUGAGCAAUUGUCAAAAUUUUGGGAAAUCGAAGAAUGUUCGGUCAGCAAACACAUGUCAAAAGAAGAACAACUUUGUGAAGCUCAUUUCAAUAAAAAUGUACAACGUGAUGCAUCAGGGCGAUAUAUAGUUAGGCUACCAUUUAAUGACAAAAUAUCCUCUAUGCUCUUAUGCUCUCUUAUGCUCUUAAUAUCCUCUUAUGCUCUAGAAAACCGAUUAGAUAAAGAUGCCACGUUAAGGUCAGAAUACGCGAAAUUUUUAGAUGAAUAUCAAACGUUAGAUCAUAUGACUGAUAUUUCCGAAUCAAAUUGUUUUAAUCAGGGAUAUUAUUUGCCUCACCAUGCGCUGUUAAAACAGUCUAGUGCUACAACAAAAUUAAGAGUCGUCUUUGACGUCUCCGCGAAAACGAGUAACGGUUUAUCACUCAACGAUACGUUAUUAGUAGGACCUACAAUACAAGAUGAUAUUUUUACUUUGAUAGUCCGUUUUCGCUCAUAUAAUUAUGUACUCACCGCAGAUGUUGAAAAAAUGUAUCGACAAGUUCGAGUACAUCAAAAUGAUGCAUUAUAUCAAAAGAUUCUCUGGCGUAAAUCUCGCGAACAACCAAUUAGGGUAUUCAGAUUAGACACCGUAACAUAUAGUAUUGCUUCCGCUCCAUUUCUCGCUAUUCGGUCGUUACAACAAUUAGCUAAAGAUGAAGGUGACCAAUUUCCGUUAGCUUCAGAAGCGCUUUUAAACGAUUUUUAUGUAGACGAUCUUCUUACGGGAACACAAACAUUUGACGAAACAAUUCAACUUCGUGAUCAAUUAAUUAAGCUUACGGGGUUAGGCAAUUUUCAUUUACGUCAGUGGUCUCCAAAUGAUCCUAAAUUAUUAGAGGAUUUGUCAAAUCAAUCUUCCGAGAAAUCGCAUGCGUUAGAUCCAAAUACAGUGGUGAAAACGCUGGGAAUUUAUUGGAAUUCUUGUAAUGAUACAAUUACGUAUAGUGUAAAUACAACCAAUACACAGUCCCGCGUUACUAAAAGAUUCAUUUUAUCUAAAAUAGCUCAAUUAUUCGAUCCUUUAGGUUUAUUGGGUCCUGUAAUUUCAAUGGCCAAAAUCAUUAUGCAGGAUCUUUGGAAGGCUCGUAUAACGUGGGAUGAGUCGGUGCCGCAGACUAUUUUUCUUAAAUGGAAUGAAUUCCAAGGUCAAUUGCCUCUGCUAACACAAUUCAUAGUACCGCGAAAUAUAAAUUCUUUUAACGCUCAAGAUAUUCAACUCCACGGGUUUUGUGAUGCAAGUGAAAGAGCAUAUGGCGCUUGUAUUUAUGUUCGCUCUUGUAAUCUGUAUGGAGAAAUUCAAAUUCGUUUAGUAGUUUCAAAAUCGCGGGUCGCACCUGUAAAAUCUGUAUCAAUUCCGCGGUUAGAGUUGUGUGCAGCGGUGUUAUUAUCAAAAUUGUACCACAAAGUUAAAGAGUCAAUACGGCUCAAUUUUACAAAAAUUAGAUUAUGGACUGAUUCAACAAUCGCGUUAUGUUGGAUAAAUACGUCACCUCAUUUGCUCAAAACUUUUGUUGCCAAUCGUGUAUCUAUUAUUCAGUCUUAUUCGCAAGCUCAAGAGUGGUUUCAUGUAAAUUCUUUAGAGAACCCUGCCGAUGCCAUAUCACGAGGUCAAUUGCCUUCAGAAUUUUUGCAAAAUCAAUUAUGGUUAAACGGGCCGGCUGCACAUUUAGAACUUGUUAGUGAUUUAACAUCAGAAGCAUUCAUAACAAGCUUGAAGCGAUUUUUUGCACGUCGAGGUAAAUCUCGACAUAUUUACUGUGAUAAUGCAACCAAUUUCGCCGGUGCAAAAAACGAAUUGUACGAAAUUCAAAAAUUUUUAAGUUCGACGAGUGAGAACGAAAAAAUCAUGAGCCACUUAGAGUCUGAGGGCAUUUCUUGGCAUUUUUCUCCUCCACGAUCACCACAUUUUGGCGGUCAAACAGCAUUUUUGGACUCGCUGGCACAAGGAAUACAUCAACCAAUUAAAUACACGCAGCAAAUGGAGGAUACAAGGGGACAACCAAAGGUUGGAGAUCUAGUGAUCAUCAAGGAACACAAUGCGCCAUCAAUGAAAUGGCCACUGGGACGAAUUUUACAUGUGCAUCCAGGUGACGAUGGCAUUGUUAGGGUUGUCACCGUGAAGACUGGAAGUGGUACUUAUAAACGAAGCACCACACGUUUGUGUCCUUUGCCUGUGAUGAACUAA